Messenger RNA from Alternaria hordeiaustralica, 645 nucleotides. RefSeq lists its product as uncharacterized. The record is from RefSeq and is a predicted model, not a curated record. NCBI's taxonomy places the organism in Eukaryota, Fungi, Ascomycota, Dothideomycetes, Pleosporales, Pleosporaceae. The transcript is spliced from 2 exons. Bases 1 to 645 code for a protein of 214 amino acids.
AUGGCAGCUCACUUCCUGGAGACAGAACGCAAAGCACUCGAGACACUGCACGAGUAUACACAAGUACCUGUGCCCCAAAUCAUCAAAUAUGAUAGCCAUGGUGGACCGCUUGGUGCACCAUUUCUUAUGAUGAGCCACAUGCCUGGUCGCAAGCUCUCGGAAAUCGCGCCAUACAUCUCGACCAGCGAGAGAAACUCCAUCGACCACACACUAGGCACACAUGUCCGCGCUCUGACUGCACUAUCUGCCACCCAAUUUGGUAUGACACACCGUGUCUUCGUCAAAAAGGGCAGCAACUCCUGGCGCGAGGCUUUCUUUGCUCUCCUCGAAGCCGCACUACGCGAUGCUGAGGAUAUGCUUGUUAACGCACACUCCGAAAGUAUACGUUUCUGGGUUGGCAAACACGCACACUGCCUGGAAGAAGUUACCGAACCGCGCCUUGUAGCGCUCAAUCUCUGCGACCCGGAGAACGUGCUCAUCGACGAACGUACCAAGCAGGUCAUAGGUCUUGUCGGAUUUUCGAACGUCAUCUGGGGCGACCCUCUCAUGAGCGGCGGUAUCGCGGAUGGCAAUGAAGCGUUCUUCGCCGGCUUGGGAGAUUACCCUGUGAAGACUGGGGGCGCGAGGGUCAGGAUGCUGAUGUAA